AGAGAGAGGAGAAAAGAAAGACGCUGUCAGACAGAGAGAGUGGUAUCGUCUGUCGCCUUUCUGCUGUCGUCUGUCGAUCUAAAGUUUUAAGAAGAAACAGAUUGGACUUAAAAAAAAACACAUUGUGGAUUCUAUCUGCUGUUUUCAUCCAAGUACGUUUCUGGACUUUGGACUUUGCUUAUCGUUGUUUUUUUCUUCAACGUGUCACAAUUUACUGGGUUAACUUUGAUUCGGUGGAUAUUUUGUGGUUGCCGUCGGGUCCAGGUUGGGUGAUUUCUGAUUGUUGGACUGGUGCAGUUUUUGGCUGAAUGCCCCAGAAUUACCCACAGGGCGCAGUUCCUGCCCCGACCUGCAGGGUGACAGCCACAGAGGAGCGCGGCUGGGCGGUUGAGAGGCGCUGCGUCGGCAUGAGCGACUUCUGGCACAAGAUGGGCUGCUGCGUGGCAGCCAAACCACCACCGAAGAAGAAGAGGAGGAAGAUUGACCGCAGUAUGAUUGGAGAACCGACAAACUUUAUCCACCUCACUCACAUUGGCUCAGGAGAGAUGGCCGACAGCCUGCAGCCGUCCGGGUCAGUCCAGGAGCAGAUGAGGUCCAAAGGACUGAACAUGAACGGGAGGAACAGCCUGUUAUAGCCGGACCUUCUGAAACCAAAGACCAGCUGACUGACCUCACAAGCCCAACCCUCGACCUUCAUCCACUGGCGUAAACCUCAGCUCCACCCUCCUCCUGCCCAACAGAAGUGUCCUUGAACAAGGCACUGCAGGUGGUAACACUCUUACCUGCAGGAUAAUGAGAAAAUGUUUCCAUGUUUCCUCUUCCUGUCAACUCAAAGCAAGUUACAGAAAGAAAAGGAAGAAUUCUGGAUUUUUCUCAUCUCACAGACACAGAUGAAGGACUCGAGAACAACAUCAUUACUAGAAGACAGACAUGAGCAGGCCUUCCCUUUUUUCUGUCUUUUUGGAACAUGACAGUAAAAUCAUGGAGACCUUAUUUUUGGUGCAAAGAUAAAUGAUAAAUCACUUUACCUGCAAUGACUGCUGAGAAAUCAAUGAUUUAGUGAUAGCAGCGUGUGAAUGCCGUACUAUCACGAGAUGGGACAUUCUGAGCUUGUCAUGUGACCCUCAGUCUCAAAACACGUCAUGUGACCUGGAAAGGCCAGAAUAACAUUUAAACACGCAUCUGUAGAUUUGUUGGAAUUCCACGGACAACAUGUUGCUCAGUAUUAAAGGGAUAGCAAAUCACUGGACUCCAUUUCCCAAAAUGCCUUUGUGUUCUUUGCAAAACAUCUGUAAAUUAAACAGGAAACACGAUCAGUUUCAUCUCAAUUAACACAAGACUAAGUUUCCCAACAUUCAGUGGGACAUUUAAUCUCCAGCCAAGAUCCUUCAUUCCACUGUAAAUAUCAUCUGAUGUGGACUUUUAACUUUAGACUUCAUUUCCCAUAGUCCAUCUGUUCACUGGUCACUUGCCUCAAAGAGAACAUCACUGGACUUCAACUCCCAUCAUUCUUCACUCUGCCAUGCCCCCCUGUUGGUGGUGAAUGAUUAAUGACUUUUUUCAAAGAGAGGAAAGUCCCUGAAUCCUGUUACACUGGAGAUAGAUGGAUGUGCAUAUGUUUUCCCAUAAUACUAUGCUCUCUAUAUUCACCAGUUUAAAUACAGAGGUUUCCUCUGUGAAAUCACCGAAACACUCCUCAGAAUUUUUCUGUUUUAUAAAAACACGUGACUUUGA
Messenger RNA from Thalassophryne amazonica, 1734 nucleotides. Its product is annotated as CDC42 small effector protein 1-like. The record is from RefSeq and is a predicted model, not a curated record. Gene Ontology annotation, molecular function: small GTPase binding. The transcript is spliced from 5 exons. Gene Ontology annotation, biological process: regulation of Rho protein signal transduction. NCBI's taxonomy places the organism in Eukaryota, Metazoa, Chordata, Actinopteri, Batrachoidiformes, Batrachoididae. Gene Ontology annotation, cellular component: plasma membrane. The coding region runs from base 309 to 635 and encodes 108 amino acids.